AUGCCUCUCAACGAGCGUGAAACAGCGGACUUGAGAGCUGCCCUGCAAGUGGCCGUGGUGAAAUGCUCGGAGAGAUGUUUAUAUCAGUCUGCGAAGUGGGCUGCAGAGCUAUUGACAGCGAUACCAACGCCAGAUAUCUCUUCAGAGCCGGAGGACUCGCAGAUGACCGAAGUUCCUUUGGAGGGCCUACCCCCAAUUGUUGUGACCGGCAACAUCGACCCUGAUGAAGCACAGAUGGAGGCGAGAGAGAUCAAUCAAUAUCUUUUGGCAAAGUCGUUUUUUGAUUGUCGAGAAUAUGAUCGUUGCGCUGCUGUGUUUUUACCAGACACUGUCCUUUCCGGUAUUCUGUCAACAGCAGCACCGAAGAACCCAAAUAUAUCGACACCGAAAGGGAAGGGAAGAGGGAAGGCAUCAUCUACUCGAACAAGCUCCGCUGUUGGACCCAAAACACCAAGGCUGAGCCAGAAAAGUCUAUUCUUGGCACUAUAUGCCAAAUUCAUGUCAGGCGAGAAGAAAAAGGACGAGGAUAGUGAAAUGGUCAUGGGUCCACAUGAUGGGGGAAAUACUAUCAAUAAGCAAUUGGUGACAAUUGCUCGAUUCUUGGAAGGAUGGUUUGCAGAGCGGACGACGGAGAAUGGGGAUGUCAUCGGGAGCCAAGGCUGGCUCGAAUACCUCUACGGUAUGGUUCUUGCAAAAGACAAGAAUGAGGAAGAAGCCAUGCGUUGGCUUAUUCGAAGCGUGCACCUUUAUUCUUUCAAUUGGGGCUGUUGGUUGGAAAUGACUUCGUUAAUCAGUCGAGUCGAAGAUCUCAAUCGAAUAUCUCCGCACCUCCCGCAGAAUAUUCUCUCCUUUAUAUUCCAUCUUCACACCUCACUCGAACUCUACCAAUCAACACCGUCACUUUCCAAUUCUUUAAAUCAGCUCCUUUCAAUAUUCCCAACGAGUCCUUUCCUCCUCACAUGUCUUGCUCUCCUAGCUUAUCACACCAAAGAUUUCGUCACGGCCGAUGCUCACUUCAGCAAUCUCCUCGCUCUUCAUCCACAUAGACUAGACUCACUUGACCACUAUUCCAACAUCCUUUACGUCAUGAAUUUACGGCCAAAAUUGUCAUUCCUUGCACAUCUAUGCUCUUCGGUCGAUAAGUUCCGUCCAGAGUCCUGCGUUGUAAUUGGAAAUUAUUAUUCUCUCCUUUCCUCACAUGAAAAGGCUGUACAGUAUUUUCGGCGAGCCCUUACGCUCGAUAGAUCAUGCCUGAGUGCUUGGACACUCAUGGGACAUGAAUAUGUCGAACUAAAGAACACCCACGCGGCUAUUGAAUCCUACCGUAGAGCAGUCGAUGUCAACAGGAGAGAUUACAGAGCUUGGUAUGGUUUAGGCCAAACUUAUGAGGUGUUGGAAAUGCAUGCGUAUGCCUUAUGGUACUACAAACGUGCAGCAGGACUACGACCUUGGGAUGGCAAGAUGUGGAUGGCAGUUGGAUCUUGCCUCCAAAAGAUGGGACGUGACUUGGAAGGAAUUAAAGCGCUGAAGAGAGCUUUGUUGGCUGACAGCUAUUAUGAUGCUGGCGCAGGAAGCUCUUUCGGAAGCGGUGGGCGAGAGCGAGGUGGAACUAUGGACCCCGAGAUUCUCCUUCAAAUCGCUGGAAUGUACGAACGACUCGAGGAUGAUGCAGAGGCCAGAGCUUACAUGGAGAUGUGUGUUGCGCAAGAAGAAGGAGCAGCCGAUAACCUGGAGGCCUCUGUUAUCAAUAUUCAUGCAGAUUCGCAAUCAUCAGAUGACGAGUCACGGCCUGGUGCUGGCACUGGUGCAGCAGACUCAGGAGCGGGAACUGGCGUUACUGCUGCGACUUCCAGAGCGAGGAUGUGGUUGGCGAAAUAUGCAAUGAGGACUGGCGAUUAUACAAGAGCAAUGCAAUUAGCGACGGAGUUGUGUCAGGACGGCGUCGAGGUUGAGGAAGCAAAAGCAUUGGUCAGGGAGGUACGGGUCAGGCUGGAGGGUGGAGGCGAUCAAUAA
Molecule: messenger RNA, 2013 nt
Organism: Hyaloscypha bicolor E
Lineage: Eukaryota; Fungi; Ascomycota; Leotiomycetes; Helotiales; Hyaloscyphaceae
Product: TPR-like protein
Exons: 4
Coding region: 1-2013 (670 amino acids)
Biological process (GO): cell division
Cellular component (GO): anaphase-promoting complex
Molecular function (GO): protein binding
Source: RefSeq, a predicted model, not a curated record